CGUCCAAUCAGCGUCGGCUCCGCGAGUGCCGGGCCAAAUGACAUUUUUUUGAUGCAUGUUGUGCUUCUCUUUCAAAUAAACCCCAACACCGCGGAAUACCAAUUAAUUCCCAGCUUGUAAAACAGAAACAACACAACAACACCGGCCUAUAACACAGAGAUAUGGAUGCCGAGGGCUUUGGGGAGCUGCUGCAGCAGGCGGAGCAGCUGGCUGCAGAGACAGAAGCAGUGUCUGAACUGCCACAUGUGGAGAGGAACCUGCAGGAGAUUCAGCAGGCAGGAGAAAGGCUGCGAUCCCGCACCCUGACUCGCACAUCACAAGAUGCUGCUGAUGUCAAAGCGUCAAUCCUCCUCGGUUCCAGAGGUUUAGAUAUCUUUCACAUUUCUCAGCGUUUGGAAACUCUCAGCGCUGCCACCACUUUCGAGCCCCUAGAGCCCGUUAAAGACACCGACAUACAGGGUUUCCUGAAGAACGAGAGAGACAACGCCCUGCUGUCAGCCAUCGAAGAGUCUCGUCGCAGGACCUUCCUCCUAGCUGAGGAGUACCAUCGUGAGUCCAUGGUGGUCCAGUGGGAGCAGGUGAAGCAGCGAGUGCUGCACACGCUACUGGGCGCUGGAGAAGACGUCCUGGACUUCAGUCAAGAUGUCGAGCCCAGCUUUGUGAGUGAAGUGAACGCCCCGGCCAGGAGCGCCCUGGACAGCGUGGAGGUGGCCUACGGACGACAGAUCUACGUGUUCAAUGAGAAGAUAGUGAACGGUCACAUUCAGCCCAACCUGGGGGACAUGUGUGCGUCUGUGGCCGAGAGCCUGGAUGACAAGAACGUGUCAGACAUGUGGCUCAUGGUGAAGCAGAUGACGGACGUGCUGCUGGUACCGGCCAAAGACACGCUGAAGAGCCGCACCUCAGUCGAGAUGCAAAUGGCGUUUGUGCGUCAGGCUCUCGGCUUCCUGGAGAACAGUUAUAAAAACUACACCAUGGUCACAGUCUUUGGGAACCUCCAUCAGGCCCAGUUAGGAGGGGUUCCUGGAACGUACCAACUCGUCCGCAGUUUCCUCAACAUCAAACUCCCGGGGCCGCUGCCCGGCAUGCAGGAUGGUGAGAUCGAGGGCCACCCCGUGUGGGCUGUCAUCUACUACUGCCUGCGCUGUGGAGACCUGACUGCAGCCAUGCAGGUGGUCAACAGGGUGCAGCAUCAGCUCGGAGACUUCAAGAUGUGGUUCCAGGAGUACAUGAACAGUCCAGACAGACGCCUCUCUCCGACGUCAGAAAACAAGCUCCGCCUCCAUUACCGCCGAGCACUGAGGAACAGCCCCGACCCGUACAAGAGAGCCGUCUACUGCCUGAUCGGGAAGUGUGACAUCAGCGACAACCACGGCGAGGUGGCCGACAAGACCGAAGACUACCUGUGGCUGAAGUUGAACCAGGUGUGUUUCGAUGACGACAGCAGCAGCAGCAGCAGCAGCUCGCCUCAGGACAGACUGACUCUGCCCCAGCUGCAGAAACAGCUGCUGGAGGACUACGGUGAGUCUCACUUCUCAGCCAGCCAGCAGCCCUUCCUGUAUUACCAGGUGUUGUUCCUCACCGCUCAGUUUGAGGCGGCGUUGGCCUUCCUGUUCCGCGUGGAGCGGCUGCGGAGUCACGCCGUGCACAUGGCGUUGGUUCUGUACGAGCUGCGGCUGCUGCUGAAAUCAUCUGGACGGAGCGCUCAGCUGCUGAGUCAGGAACCUGGAGACCCUCCGAUGAUUCGACGCCUCAACUUCAUCCGUUUGCUCAUGCUCUACACUCGCAAGUUCGAGUCCACCGACCCUCGAGAAGCGCUGCAGUACUUCUACUUCCUACGGAACGAGAAGGACAAUCAGGGAGAGAACAUGUUCAUGCGCUGCAUCAGCGAGCUGGUGAUCGAGAGUCGAGAGUUUGACAUGUUGUUGGGGAGACUAGAGAAGGACGGCAGCAGGAAGCCUGGAGUCAUAGACAAAUUUGCUGGAGACACUAAAGGCAUCAUUAGUAAAGUGGCUCUGGAGGCAGAGAACAAGGGCAUGUUUGAGGAGGCGGUGCGACUCUACGAGCUGGCGAAGAACCCAGACAAGGUGAUGGAGCUGAUGAAUAAACUCAUGAGUCCAGUCGUCGCUCAAGUCAGCGCUCCCCAGUCCAACAAGGAGAGGCUGAAGAACACAGCGGUGGCCAUAGCUGAGAGGUACCGCUCCCAAGGCGUCUCAGGAGAGAAAUCAGUGGACGGCACUUUUUAUCUGCUCUUAGACCUGAUGACCUUCUUCGACGAGUACCACGCGGGUCACGUCGACAGAGCCUACGACGUGAUGGAGCGUUUAAAGCUCCUUCCUCUCAGUCAGGACAGCGUGGAGGAGAGAGUGGCUGCUUUCAGAAACUUCAGUGACGAGGUGAGACACAACCUGUCUGAAGUACUCCUCGCCACCAUGAACAUCCUGUUCACCCAGUACAAACGCCUGAAGGGGGCGCCAGCAACAGCGGGCACACCAGGGCGAACACAGAGGACCAUGGAGGACACAGACAUGCAUCUACGAAACCAGGCCAGAGCCCUGAUCACCUUCGCUGGUAUGAUUCCAUACAACAUGGCCGGAGACACCAACGCACGACUGGUCCAAAUGGAACUAAUGAUGAACUGAACCACAUCACACACACACACACCAUUCAAAUCCAACACUUUAAUUUACCUGUCUUUUUGUUUGUGCGUGUGCCACCAUUUUCAUCAGGUUUUUGCAUUUUAAUUUCAUCUCCUCAUCUUCUCAGUUUUUUU
Messenger RNA from Cynoglossus semilaevis (tongue sole), 2773 nucleotides. RefSeq names its product nucleoporin 93 (gene nup93). Gene Ontology annotation, cellular component: nuclear pore. The transcript has 23 exons. The coding region runs from base 162 to 2642 and encodes 826 amino acids. Gene Ontology annotation, molecular function: structural constituent of nuclear pore. NCBI's taxonomy places the organism in Eukaryota, Metazoa, Chordata, Actinopteri, Pleuronectiformes, Cynoglossidae. Gene Ontology annotation, biological process: poly(A)+ mRNA export from nucleus; protein import into nucleus. The record is from RefSeq and is a predicted model, not a curated record.